CUUCACUUUAUCAACCAGUGAAUGUUCAAAAGCUCCGACAGGGGGCGUGAAACCAAAGACGCGCUACACAAUAUUCACCCGAGUUCAUUUUAAUGAUUCGCUCUGCCUAAGGUAAGGUUGAAUCAAAACUUACUAGUGUGUGCGUUCAAUAUUUAUGUGUGAUUGCUGUGCUGCAUUACAAGCGCAGAAUGAAAUGUACGUGUUAAUACUUGUCGUGUGUAUGCUAUUGGAAAGCACGGCCGUUUCAAAACGAAGCUAUUCGGAUCAAUCGGUGAAAGGUUAUGUCACGGAGAGAACUUGUUGGUGGAAUGAAGUUUGUAAAGAAGAAUUUCAGAUACUAUUCCGUUGUAAAUGCCCAGCAUGGUCGUACUGUAGAAGCCCUGGGAAAUACUACAACGCUGUGUGUUCUAUGACAGAGACUGGUUAUAUCUGGGAUCAACCAAAUUCUGAAUGGAGAGGGCAAUGAGAUUUUUUAAAACAAAUAAUGCACCAAUCGGCACACAUCCCCUUUAUACUUUGUCCGAUUAAAUUCUAAUUUAAGACUGAUUAUUUAUAAAAAAUAAGGAUAUUUUAUUAUCGUGUACCUUAUUUCCUCGUCUUGUUUUAGCAUAAUUCUGAGUUAUAAAAGGUAAGUUCUUCUUCCAAUCAUUUACGCGUGUAAAAUGUGCUAUCCAAUGAAUAAUAGAUUUAUAUGUACUCGAUAAAUUUGGCUUUUAUUUUCCAUCUAUAUCUAAACG
Molecule: messenger RNA, 737 nt
Organism: Bombyx mandarina (wild silkworm)
Lineage: Eukaryota; Metazoa; Arthropoda; Insecta; Lepidoptera; Bombycidae
Source: RefSeq, a predicted model, not a curated record